Camarhynchus parvulus is the source of this 1594-nucleotide messenger RNA. It is a transcript of the gene CMSS1, whose product is annotated as cms1 ribosomal small subunit homolog. The record is from RefSeq and is a predicted model, not a curated record. The coding region runs from base 211 to 1008 and encodes 265 amino acids. NCBI's taxonomy places the organism in Eukaryota, Metazoa, Chordata, Aves, Passeriformes, Thraupidae. Gene Ontology annotation, cellular component: 90S preribosome; nucleus. The transcript is spliced from 10 exons.
GACAGUGGGGGGGACCUUGGCACGGAGUUGGACCAAACUCUAAAUAUAGCCCAACCCACUUUCUGUGCAGUUCUCUUCAUACUCUGAAGGCAGAUGACCUUGUCAGAAAACUGACCUCCUGGUAUGUCCCCCUCUUAGUGGAGAAGAUCUAAGGGAACAGGACUGCAGCAUAAAGCGACAGAAAAGCAAUCCACCAUCUGCUUGCAGCAAAUGAAUUUAGAUCCUUCAGAUGAUGAAGCUAUUGAAAAAGCAAGUGAAAACAGGACAGCAACACAUCAAGAUUCAGAUUCCAAGCCUGCUGUGAAAAAGAAAAGAAAGCAGCCUACAGAGUGUUUUUUAAGUCAACCUGAAGAAAAGCAAGAGAGUGCUGUGAAGGCAAAGAGGAGGAAGAAGAAGAAGAUUUCUGAUGUUCUGCAAAAAUCUGCUCCAAAACCUGGUGUCCCUGCAGAUCUACAAAAUCUGCUUAGUCAACAUUUUGGGGAAAACCGUUCUGUGAUUGAAAUAGAGGAAUUAAAGCUGUCAGAUUCCUGCUUUUUGCCAGCCAAUGAUCUUACCCACAGUUUUUCUUCAUACCUGAAGGAAAUCUGUCCUAAGUGGGUGAAGCUUCGGAGAAGCCACAAGGAGAAGAAGUCAGUGGUGAUGCUGGUUCUCUGCAGCUCUGCCCUCCGCUCCUUGGAGCUCAUCAAGUCAAUGACAGCCUUUAAAGGAGAUUGCAGAGUCAUCAAGUUGUUUGCAAAGCACAUAAAGAUAAAGGAACAAAUGAAUAUGUUGGAGAAAGGCAUGUUCCACAUUGGGGUUGGAACUCCUGGGAGAGUAAAGACACUAGUGGAGCAAGAUGCCCUGUGCUUAAACUCUACUAAAUAUAUGAUUCUCGAUUGGAACUGGAGAGAUCAGAAGCUGAGGAGAAUGAUGGACAUCCCUGAGAUAAAGAAAGAAACAAUUAACCUACUGGAGAAGAGUAUUAUAAAGCUGUGCAGAGAUGGAUCUGUGAAGCUGGGACUCUUUUAAUGAGUUUACCAACAAGGAAGUAAUUUGCAGCUGCAUUUUACUGUUAUCCUGCCUGCAACUGAAUUUUGACUUUUCAGAGGUCUCAAUACAGAAGGCACAUUGCAACUUUGUCUGAGUUUUCUUUUAAUAAAAACCCAGAAGUUUUGUUUGUAGUUCUAGUAUUAUUUUUAUUGCAGGAACAAUGUCAUACUGAAAUCUGAGUUACACUUCUUUCACCUGCUAGAUGUACUAAUACAUGUCACAAGUUAGACUUUGAAGAUGAGCAAAUAUGUGUAUGAAAGCUUUUGCACAGCUCAGUUUUCUGUUCCCUCCCUGUGCUGUCCCAAAUGAGACAUGUAUUUCUCUCAUGAGUGGUAAUCUACUUGCUCUUGGAGGGUCUUUGAAAAAGUUAUAUGAAUUUCAGUAACAUGUUCAAAAGGUAUUUUUCACCUAUCUGUUGUUCUAGAGCUAACCAAAUGCUGCUUUUUGCUUUUACAUGAUAAAUUAUCUGUAUAUUAUACUGAGAUUUUAUUUUGGUUUAACUGUUGAAGUGUGCAAAAAGUAUUCUUAUGUUUGUCCAUUUAAAUUAAAAUGAGGUGAUCUCUGC